AUGGGCGGGGAUACUGAUUUCUUUAUCAAUAACUGCGAUGUUACUGAAGCCCUGGUCAAUUUUACAAUACACAAUUGCGUGAAGACAUUUGGCGAGGAAGCUACAUCCAGUAUUGGUUAUGUUCCGGAACUAUAUCAUCUUGAUGGCGUACCGAUACGUUAUGGAACUACGUACGAUGCUGCAAGCAAUAUUAUUUUCACAAACGGCAAUUUGGAUCCAUGGUCAGGUGGUGGUGUCUAUGAAGAUUCACCGGGAAUCAAACAAGCAAUGAAAAAUGGGGUUUAUACUUUCAACAUCAAAGAUGCGGCUCACCACCUUGAUCUGCGAACACCUAAUUCGUGCGAUCCACCAUCGGUCACCAGCGCCCGCUACCAGGUACCAAAUUUUCCAGUGUAUACUUGGACUGUUGUAAUUUGUAACUUGACGUUACAGCUGUGCUUUUUCGGGAAGCUUUCCCGAUGCUACAUUGCCUACAAAUCAGGCUAUUUUGCUGCCGAUCGUGGGAUUCGUUCCAUCUGCUUUAUGGAUUUUUAA
Molecule: messenger RNA, 534 nt
Organism: Gongylonema pulchrum
Lineage: Eukaryota; Metazoa; Nematoda; Chromadorea; Rhabditida; Gongylonematidae
Source: the annotation of a GenBank genome assembly